AAACUUUUUUUGUAACAGAAGCACAAGUAACUCAGAAAAUUUGGAUAUUAUUUCACUUUGAUGCGUAGUUGAUUGAUUGAUUUGAGUUAUCAGAUCCCACCUUCAUUUGUUCAUGUCUUUAAAAGGGGGAUCAGCUACCAAGAGGAGCAGAUUGGAGAAUGGAGCACCAACAAUACAAGUUGUUGACGAUUUCAAUACACAGCUCUCUAGCAACAAAGUCAGGAAAGUGGUUAAAUCAGAGAAAAAUCCAUGAGUCGAUGGCUAACUUAGAGGUUUUUAUCAGCAAAAUAUAACAUUUUCUGCUCAUUUGUGACAUAAGUCAUUUUUUAUUAACAAAAAGAAGAAAUUUUCCACAAUUCAGUUGCUAAGAUUCAAAGUGUGCUGCCUCCAACUAAGACUCUUCUAACUUCGUGGAAAAAUGAAGAAUGAGCACAGAUCCCUAAAGUGGAACGAGAAAGAAGGCAUUUAUGAUUACUGGAAUAAACAGGAAAUUCAGUAGCAGGAAGAGGCCCGAUUCUGUUUGAGAAACCUGGAUGCCUCAAGGUCGUAAGUUUGAUAUUAUCGAUGUACUCCCAACUUCUGUUUUCAUUUCCUCUUCGUUUGAUAACACUAUAUGUGUUUGAACUGGGAAAAAGCUACCUAGAUGCUAAAAAUUUGAAUCAGCAAUUAAAUGGUUGAUCUCAUUGGUACUCUAACAUCCAUUAUUAUGGUAAUUAGAAGUAAUAUAUUUCUUCUAACUGAAUCUUUAUAAACAUAUGUUUUGAUGCACGGGCAUUUGGACAAUUUUUUAAGCUAAUAAAUGAUGGGUGCCUUUUCCAUGUUGAUUUUGGUUCCAAUUUAGGUUAAGAUCCUAAGCCAUUUCCACCGUCGAUGAAACUUUGCAAAGAAAUGGUUGAAGCAAUGGAUGGAACAAAAAAGAAUCUACAAGAAAGUGGUCUAUUUUUGCGUUGAAGUGACCUGUCUCAAGAUACACUCUAAGUUUUAUCACAGUUCUUCCAGAUUUGUUCGAACCCUAUUGUUCUGAAGCAUACAACAUUCUACGAAUAUCAAGCAAUCUCAUACCAAUGAUCAGGAGAAGGGCAUUUUUAAGCUUCAAGAGAAGUUCCGGUUAGACUUGAAAGAUGAGGAGUGCAUUCAUUUCUUUCAGGAUCUUAUCAAUGAAAGUCUCAGUGCAUUAUUUCCACAAAUGUUUGAGACCAUUGAUCAUUGAUUAUUGUUCCCAGUACUGGCAUUGAGUUAUGGGUAGAAGUUCUUUUAGUUCAAAGAGCAUCCUAGCAAUCAGAGCUUUUGUAUAUGAAGGAUUUCUUAUGGAUGAAGAAUGCAAUCAUUGAUAUCUAUCGUGAAAUUGGAGCUCAAGAGAUCGGCUGUUGCAGAUAAUGAGUCUGGAAAAAGUAAGCAUAGUGAGUUUAGGAUGUUCAUUUCCAAAGCUAAGGAUCCUAUUGUCUCCGGGAUAGAGGAUAAGAUUGCAACUUGGACCUUUCUACGCAAAGGUGCGGCGUCCCCUAAACGUGAAACCACGGAAAGGAAUGCUCUGCUUUUCUAUAGUCUCCAUCCAAAUCUCCUGAUCCUAAUAGUCUCCAUGGUGGGUGCCCUGUCAGUCAAGGUGAGAAAUGGUCAGCAACAAAGUGGAUUCAUGUGGAUUCCUUUGACAAAAUUGUGGGUUCCGAAGGAAAUUGCACCGAUGCUGAUGAGAAUUGUGAGAGAUGGGCUGCUCUGGGGGAAUGCACCAAGAAUCCAGAGUAUAUGCUGGGAAGUGCAGGCCUUACAGGAUGUUGCCGGAAGAGCUGCAAAGUGUGUUAACUCAUUAUGCUUCUCUCUCCCACUAAAUCUGCUUAGAGACAGUUCUAGUACUUUGAUUUAGUUGUUUGUAUUGUAUCUUGUAUUAGUUCCUUAUGUUUUUGGUGUAAAGAAAAUAGUAUAGUUGAUGAAUUACAGUUAGUGGAUUUCAUAGGACUUUUGUAAUUAAUAUCACUCUGUAGCUCUCUUUUUGGAGGUGGCCAGCAUAUCCCUUAAUGCUGAGGAAUACAAUGUUUACCAGUUUCAAGAAAAAAAAUUGCAUCUUCCAAG
Lycium ferocissimum is the source of this 2067-nucleotide messenger RNA. RefSeq lists its product as uncharacterized. The transcript is spliced from 8 exons. Bases 1319 to 1861 code for a protein of 180 amino acids. NCBI's taxonomy places the organism in Eukaryota, Viridiplantae, Streptophyta, Magnoliopsida, Solanales, Solanaceae. The record is from RefSeq and is a predicted model, not a curated record.